AUGAAGGAGGUGAUGCAGGUCCGCUCUGAGAGCUACAUGAAGCAGCUGGUGGAACAGGCCAACCUGCACUUCAUAGUCACAGGGAAGGUCAAGGAGACCGGCCAGAUCGUCACCGCCAUGAAAGUCGUCACCAUGCACAACCCCAAACUCUCUGUCAAGGUGUCCGGGAUGGCCAAAUUGAGUGAAGAGAUGACGGUGACGGUGGAGUUUACCAACCCCUUCAGCUUCAACCUGGAAGAUGUGUAUGUUCGCAUGGAGGGACCUGGGAUCCUGCCACCCAAGAACAAAUACUACAGUCUGAUCACGGCAGGCUCGUCUUUGACCUGGUCGGAGUAUUUUACCCCGCGGAGGGCCGGUCCCACCAGGGUGAUAGCCAGCCUGGACUGCGCUGCCCUCAGACAGGUGUACGGCCAGGAGUCCAUCACCAUCAAGCCCUGA
Molecule: messenger RNA, 438 nt
Organism: Myripristis murdjan (pinecone soldierfish)
Lineage: Eukaryota; Metazoa; Chordata; Actinopteri; Holocentriformes; Holocentridae
Product: coagulation factor XIII A chain-like
Exons: 3
Coding region: 1-438 (145 amino acids)
Biological process (GO): peptide cross-linking; blood coagulation, fibrin clot formation
Molecular function (GO): protein-glutamine gamma-glutamyltransferase activity
Source: RefSeq, a predicted model, not a curated record